GGACGCGCAGCUAAGGCGGCGGCGGGCGCAGCCUCCGGGAGCGGGACCGGGAGCGCCGCCGGAAUGGAGCUGCCGAGCCGUCCAUAGCCCGCCCCGCCGCCUCCGCAGCCAGGGGCAAUAAGCCAGAGAUGACUGACAAGAUGUCGAGCUUCCUUCAUAUUGGAGAUAUUUGUUCUCUCUAUGCAGAGGGCUCAACAAAUGGAUUUAUUAGCACUUUGGGCCUUGUGGAUGAUCGGUGUGUUGUACAGCCAGAAGCAGGUGAUCUUAACAACCCACCCAAAAAAUUCAGAGAUUGCCUGUUCAAGCUGUGUCCCAUGAACCGCUACUCGGCGCAGAAGCAGUUCUGGAAGGCAGCGAAGCCAGGAGCCAACAGCACCACGGAUGCUGUGCUGCUCAACAAACUGCACCAUGCAGCAGAUCUGGAAAAGAAACAGAAUGAAACUGAAAACAGAAAACUGCUGGGAACAGUCAUCCAGUAUGGGAAUGUCAUCCAGGUAGGCUGUGAACAUCUGUGCCAGGUUGUCAUUGGAGACAAAGUAGUCCUGAAUCCUGUCAAUGCUGGCCAGCCUCUCCAUGCCAGUAGCCAUCAGCUUGUGGAUAAUCCAGGAUGCAAUGAGGUCAACUCAGUGAACUGCAACACCAGCUGGAAAAUCGUGCUCUUCAUGAAAUGGAGCGACAACAAGGACGACAUCCUGAAAGGGGGGGACGUGGUGAGGCUGUUCCACGCCGAGCAGGAGAAGUUCCUGACGUGUGACGAGCACAGGAAGAAGCAGCACGUGUUCCUCAGGACCACGGGCAGGCAGUCGGCCACGUCUGCCACCAGCUCCAAAGCCCUGUGGGAGGUGGAGGUGGUGCAGCACGAUCCCUGCCGGGGGGGAGCUGGCUACUGGAACAGCCUCUUCAGGUUCAAGCACCUGGCCACGGGGCACUACCUGGCAGCAGAGGUAAACCCUGACUAUGAGGAAGAUGACCUGGAGUGUCAAUCCUCACUGGACCCCGAGCAGGAGGCGGCGCGGCGGGGCCGGGGGCCCCAGGAGAAGAUGGCCUAUUCCCUGGUGUCCGUGCCUGAGGGCAAUGACAUCUCCUCCAUCUUCGAGCUGGACCCCACCACCCUGCGAGGAGGAGACAGCCUGGUCCCCAGGAACUCCUACGUGAGGCUCAGGCACCUCUGCACCAACACCUGGGUCCACAGCACCAACAUCCCUAUUGAUAAAGAGGAGGAGAAACCUGUGAUGCUGAAAAUUGGGACCUCUCCAGUGAAGGAGGACAAAGAAGCUUUUGCUAUAGUGCCAGUCUCGCCUGCAGAGGUUCGGGACUUGGAUUUUGCCAAUGAUGCAAGCAAAGUUUUAGGUUCCAUUGCUGGCAAGCUGGAAAAGGGAACAAUAACCCAGAAUGAAAGGAGAUCUGUUACCAAACUGUUGGAGGAUUUGGUCUACUUUGUUACUGGUGGAACUAAUUCUGGCCAGGACGUGCUUGAGGUGGUGUUUUCUAAACCUAACAGAGAACGGCAAAAGCUGAUGAGAGAGCAGAACAUUCUGAAGCAGAUUUUCAAGCUGUUGCAAGCACCCUUCACGGACAGCGGGGACGGGCCGAUGCUGCGGCUGGAGGAGCUGGGGGACCAGCGCCACGCGCCCUUCAGGCACAUCUGCAGGCUCUGCUACAGGGUGCUCAGGCACUCCCAGCAGGACUACAGGAAAAAUCAGGAAUACAUUGCCAAGCAGUUUGGCUUCAUGCAGAAGCAGAUUGGCUAUGAUGUCUUGGCUGAGGACACCAUCACAGCCCUGCUCCAUAACAACCGCAAGCUCCUGGAGAAGCACAUCACAGCUGCUGAGAUUGACACCUUUGUGAGUCUCGUGAGGAAAAAUAGGGAGCCCAGGUUUUUGGAUUACCUCUCGGAUCUGUGCGUUUCCAUGAACAAGUCUAUUCCCGUGACACAGGAGCUGAUUUGUAAGGCCGUGCUGAACCCCGCCAAUGCAGACAUUCUCAUUGAAACCAAGCUGGUGCUCUCACGAUUUGAAUUUGAGGAGGUGUCGAGUGGAGAAAAUGCCUUGGAGGUCGGAGAGGACGAGGAGGAAGUGUGGCUGUUCUGGAGGGACAGCAACAAGGAGAUCCGCAGCAAGAGCAUCCGGGAGCUGGCCCAGGACGCCAAGGAGGGGCAGAAGGAGGAUCGGGACGUGCUCAGCUACUACAGAUACCAGCUGAACCUCUUUGCUCGGAUGUGCCUUGACCGCCAGUACUUGGCCAUCAACGAGAUCUCGGGGCAGCUGGACGUGGACCUGAUCCUGCGCUGCAUGGCCGACGAGAACCUGCCCUACGACCUGCGCGCCUCCUUCUGCCGCCUGAUGCUGCACAUGCACGUGGACAGGGACCCCCAGGAGCAGGUGACCCCGGUCAAGUACGCCCGCCUCUGGUCCGAGAUCCCCUCCGAGAUCGCCAUCGACGACUAUGAUAGCAGUGGAACUUCCAAAGAUGAAAUUAAGGAGAGAUUUGCACAAACAAUGGAAUUUGUAGAGGAAUAUUUAAGAGAUGUGGUGUGUCAGAGGUUCCCUUUCUCUGAUAAAGAGAAAAAUAAGCUCACUUUUGAGGUGCUUUCUAACGUCUUUAGAUUUUACAUUUUGGCCCCCAAAACUGCCUCCAGGACUGGAGGGAGCAAUGUGAUGAGGUCCAUCCACGGCGUGGGGGAGCUGAUGACCCAGGUGGUGCUCAGGGGCGGGGGGUUCCUGCCCAUGACUCCCCUGGCAGCUGCCCCCGAGGGGAAUGUCAAGCAGAGUGAGCCAGAGAAGGAGGACAUCCUGGUCAUGGACACCAAGCUGAAGAUCAUCGAGAUACUCCAGUUUAUUCUGAACGUGCGGUUGGACUACAGGAUCUCCUGCCUGCUUUGCAUAUUUAAACAUGAAUUUGAUGAAAGCAAUGCCCAGAUGUCUGAAUCCCCCACUGGAAGCAGUAGUCAAGAGAUGCCAACUAAUGUACCAGGAGCCCUGGACUUUGAACACAUUGAAGAACAAGCUGAGGGGAUCUUUGGUGGAAGGAAAGUAUCUCUUCACAGUGAGGAGAACACCCCUCUGGAUUUGGAUGAUCACGGGGGCAGGACUUUCCUCCGGGUGCUGCUGCAUUUAACGAUGCACGAUUACCCUCCCCUGGUGUCUGGUGCCUUGCAGCUGCUCUUCAGGCACUUCAGCCAGAGACAAGAAGUCCUUCAGGCUUUCAAGCAGGUUCAACUGCUCGUUACCAGCCAAGAUGUUGACAACUACAAGCAGAUCAAACAAGAUUUGGACCAGCUGAGGUCAAUAGUGGAGAAAUCUGAGCUCUGGGUGUACAAAGGCCAAGGUCCUGAUGAGGCCAUGGACAGUGUGCCAGGUGAAAACGAGCACAAGAAGAAAGAGGAAGGUCACAGCAAGUCUCAAAAGCCUGAAAGUACUAGCAGCUACAACUACCGGGUAGUAAAAGAGAUCCUGCUGCGGCUCAGCAAGCUCUGCGUGCAGGAGGGGGCCUCGGUGAGGAAGAGCAGGAAGCAGCAGCAGCGACUCCUGAGGAACAUGGGAGCUCACGCCGUGGUGCUGGAGCUGCUGCAGAUCCCUUACGAGAAGGCUGAAGACACGAGGAUGCAGGAGAUAAUGAAGCUUGCACACGAGUUCCUGCAGAAUUUCUGUGCUGGGAACCAACAGAACCAGGCCUUGCUGCACAAGCACAUAAACCUGUUCCUUAACCCAGGGAUCCUGGAAGCAGUGACGAUGCAGCACAUUUUCAUGAACAACUUCCAGCUCUGCAGCGAGAUCAACGAGCGCGUGGUUCAGCACUUCGUCCACUGCAUCGAGACGCACGGCAGGAACGUUCAGUACAUCAAGUUCCUGCAGACCAUAGUCAAGGCAGAGGGGAAAUUCAUUAAGAAAUGCCAAGAUAUGGUAAUGGCUGAGCUGGUGAAUGCAGGGGAAGAUGUGCUGGUCUUCUACAACGACAGAGCCUCCUUCCAGACCCUGGUGCAGAUGAUGAGGUCAGAGAGGGACAGGAUGGAUGAGAACAGCCCCCUGAUGUACCACAUCCACCUGGUGGAGCUGCUGGCUGUGUGCACAGAGGGCAAAAACGUCUACACAGAAAUCAAAUGCAACUCCCUGCUCCCUCUGGAUGACAUUGUCAGGGUGGUGACCCACGAGGAUUGCAUACCUGAGGUCAAAAUAGCAUACAUCAACUUCUUGAAUCACUGCUAUGUGGAUACAGAAGUAGAAAUGAAAGAGAUUUACACCAGUAAUCACAUGUGGAAGCUGUUUGAGAACUUCCUGGUGGACAUCUGUCGGGCCUGCAACAACACCAGUGACAGGAAGCACGCAGACUCCAUCCUGGAGAAGUACGUGACCGAGAUCGUCAUGAGCAUCGUCACCACCUUCUUCAGCUCCCCCUUCUCCGACCAGAGCACCACCCUGCAGACUCGGCAGCCCGUGUUCGUGCAGCUGCUGCAGGGGGUGUUCAGGGUGUACCACUGCACCUGGCUCAUGCCCAGCCAGAAGGCCUCUGUGGAGAGCUGCAUCCGCGUGCUCUCCGACGUAGCCAAAAGCAGAGCGAUUGCCAUUCCCGUGGACUUGGACAGUCAGGUGAACAACUUGUUCCUGAAGUCCCACAACAUCGUGCAGAAGACGGCCAUGAACUGGCGCAUGACGGCGCGGAACGCCGCGCGCAGGGACUCGGUGCUCGCCGCCUCCAGGGACUACAGGAACAUCAUCGAGAGGUUACAGGACAUCGUGUCAGCCUUGGAGGAUCGCCUGCGCCCUCUGGUCCAGGCAGAGCUGUCAGUGCUGGUGGAUGUGCUCCACAGGCCUGAGCUGCUCUUCCCAGAGAACACGGAUGCCAGGAGGAAAUGUGAAAGUGGAGGUUUCAUUUGCAAGUUAAUUAAGCACACAAAGCAGCUGCUGGAGGAGAAUGAGGAGAAACUGUGUAUUAAGGUAUUACAGACGCUCAGGGAAAUGAUGACCAAAGAUAGAGGCUAUGGAGAAAAGGGCGAGGCCCUGAGGCAGGUUUUGGUGAACCGCUACUACGGCAACGUGCGCGCGGCCGGCCGGCGCGAGAGCCUCACCGCCUUCGGCAACGGGCCCCUGGCCGCCGGCAGCCCCGGCAAGGCCGGCCCGGGAGGAGGAAGCUCUGGGUCGAGCUCAAUGAGCCGAGGGGAGAUGAGCCUGGCAGAUGUCCAGUGCCACCUGGAUAAAGAAGGUGCUUCCAACCUGGUCAUAGAUCUCAUCAUGAAUGCCACCAGUGACAGAGUCUUCCACGAGAGCAUCCUGCUGGCCAUUGCCCUGCUGGAAGGUGGGAACACCACGAUACAGCAUUCCUUCUUCUGCCGACUGACGGAAGAUAAGAAAUCUGAGAAGUUCUUUAAGGUUUUUUAUGACCGCAUGAAAGUGGCACAGCAAGAAAUCAAGGCAACUGUCACAGUCAACACCAGUGACUUAGGAAACAAAAAGAAAGAUGAAGACUCGGACAGAGAUGUCCCCAACAGGAAAAGAGUGAGGGAGCCCAUGACCCAGAUCACGGAGGAGGUGCGGGACCAGCUGCUGGAGGCGUCCGCGGCCACGCGCAAGGCGUACAACACCUACCGGAGAGAGGCCGACCCCGAGGAGCACUACUCGGCAGGGGAGGGAGCCCAGGCUGCAGCAGACAAGAGCAAAGAUGAGCUGGAGAUGAGUGCUGUCAUCUCCAUCAUGCAGCCCAUCCUGCGCUUCCUGCAGCUGCUCUGUGAAAACCACAACCGGGACUUGCAGAAUUUCCUACGCUGCCAGAACAACAAGACAAACUACAACCUGGUGUGUGAGACACUGCAGUUCCUGGACUGCAUCUGUGGGAGCACCACUGGGGGACUUGGACUCCUGGGUCUGUAUAUAAAUGAGAAAAACGUGGCCCUGAUCAACCAGACGCUGGAAAGUUUGACUGAGUACUGCCAGGGGCCCUGCCACGAGAACCAGAACUGCAUUGCUACCCACGAGUCCAACGGCAUUGACAUCAUCACAGCAUUAAUUCUCAAUGACAUCAACCCUCUGGGAAAGAAGAGGAUGGACCUCGUGUUGGAGCUGAAGAACAACGCCUCCAAGCUGCUCCUGGCCAUCAUGGAGAGCAGGCACGACAGCGAGAACGCGGAGAGGAUCCUCUACAACAUGAGGCCCAAGGAGCUGGUGGAGGUGAUCAAGAAGGCCUAUCUGCAGGGAGAGGUGGAGUUUGAGGAUGGGGAGAACGGGGAAGAUGUCGCGGCGUCUCCGAGGAACGUGGGACACAACAUUUAUAUCUUGGCUCAUCAGUUGGCUCGUCACAACAAAGAGCUGCAGAACAUGCUGAAGCCAGGGGGUCAGAUCGAGGGGGACGAGGCGCUGGAGUUCUACGCCAAGCACACGGCGCAGAUCGAGAUUGUCAGGUCGGACCGCACCAUGGAGCAGAUCGUGUUCCCCGUGCCCAGCAUCUGCGAGUUCCUCACCAAGGAGUCCAAGCUGCGCAUCUACUACACCACGGAGAGGGACGAGCAGGGCAGCAAGAUCAACGACUUCUUCCUCAAGUCUGAGGACCUCUUCAACGAGAUGAACUGGCAGAAGAAGCUGCGAGCUCAGCCUUUCCUGUACUGGUGUGCUCGGAACAUGUCCUUCUGGAGCAGCAUUUCCUUUAACCUGGCUGUCCUCAUGAACCUGCUCGUGGCAUUUUUCUACCCAUUCAAGGGGAUUCGAGGAGGCACGCUGGAGCCCCACCUGUCUGGCUUGCUGUGGACAGCCAUGCUCAUCUCCCUGGCCAUCGUCAUCGCCCUGCCCAAGCCCCACGGCAUCCGCGCCCUCAUCGCCUCCACCAUCCUGCGCCUCAUCUUCUCCGUGGGCCUGCAGCCCACCCUCUUCCUGCUGGGAGCCUUCAAUGUGUGUAAUAAAAUCAUUUUCCUGAUGAGUUUUGUGGGUAACUGCGGAACCUUCACGCGAGGAUACAAGGCCAUGAUCAUGGACGUGGAGUUCCUCUAUCACCUGCUCUACCUGCUGAUCUGUGCCCUGGGGCUCUUCGUGCACGAGUUCUUUUACAGCCUCUUGCUCUUUGACCUGGUGUACCGGGAGGAGACGCUGCUCAACGUCAUCAAGAGCGUCACCCGCAACGGGCGCUCCAUCAUCCUGACGGCCGUGCUGGCCCUCAUCCUGGUCUACCUGUUCUCCAUCGUGGGCUACCUCUUCUUCAAGGAUGACUUCAUCCUGGAAGUGGACAAGCUCCCCAACGAGACCCUGCUGCCAGAUCACACAGAGCCCGGUGAAACCAUGACUGGCGAGUUCCUCUACUCAGACCUGUGCAAGGCAGGGAGCAGUGAAAACUGCUCCUCCAUCAUUCCCUCCGACCAGCUGAUCACUGAGGAGAUGGAGGAAGAGAACAAGGAGCAUACGUGCGAGACGCUGCUGAUGUGCAUUGUUACUGUUCUGAGUCACGGGCUCAGGAGCGGGGGUGGAGUAGGUGAUGUGCUCAGGAAACCUUCCAAAGAGGAACCUCUCUUUGCUGCUAGAGUGAUCUACGACCUGUUGUUCUUCUUCAUGGUCAUCAUCAUUGUCCUGAACCUGAUUUUUGGGGUGAUCAUUGACACUUUUGCUGAUUUAAGGAGUGAAAAGCAGAAGAAAGAAGAAAUUUUAAAAACAACUUGCUUUAUUUGUGGUUUGGAGAGAGAUAAGUUUGACAACAAGACAGUGACCUUUGAAGAGCACAUUAAGGAGGAGCACAACAUGUGGCACUAUUUGUGCUUUAUUGUCUUAGUGAAAGUCAAGGAUUCCACAGAAUACACAGGACCAGAGAGUUACGUGGCAGAAAUGAUCAAGGAGAGAAACCUGGACUGGUUCCCCCGGAUGAGAGCCAUGUCACUGGUCAGCAGCGACUCAGAGGGAGAGCAGAACGAGCUGAGGAACCUGCAGGAGAAGUUGGAGUCCACCAUGAAGCUCGUGACCAACCUGUCUGGGCAGCUCUCAGAGCUCAAGGAUCAGAUGACAGAGCAGAGGAAGCAGAAGCAGCGCAUCGGUCUCCUUGGACACCCCCCGCCCAUGAAUGUGAACCUGCAGCAGCAACCGGCCUGAGCCGGGAGGGCCACGGCCCCUCCGGGACAGCCCCAACAUCCCCGGCCCCGAGGCUGCUCCCUGAACCUUCUGUGCAUCCUGUAAAUACCCUGGUUUUAUACUUAGAUGUAUAUGACUGCUACUCUUAUCAAGCUGGGGGCGCGUGGAUUGUGAUUAGAACUGUUGGCACGGGACAGAGGUUAAACUUUGUGCCAAAACUAUCAAAAUUGCCUUUUCCUUGGAAGGACUUAAGAGAGCACCUGAAUUGCACUUGAAAAGAUUAUUUGACUAUGUGACAUGUAUUUUGUAUUUAAAAAAAAAAAAAGAAUAGAAUAGCUAGUAUUUAUGUUUUUAUACAAUUGUGCAAUAUGAAUUAUGCAAUCACAAUAUAUUUGGAACUCCUGAAUGUCCUAAGGGAGUGCACAUCUUUGGAUCUGGUGUGUUAGUACAAUGUAAUAAAUGGUAUAAAAUUACAGGUGUAAAUGAGGCUGCUGCAAAAUUGUGUAACUGGUGAUUUUUUCAUACCCUUGGACAUUUUUGUACCAUGUGUGUAAAUAUCUUGCAAUGCCAUAUUUGUUGCCUCUUCCUCCCAGGGAUGAUGCUGGGACUCCGUGAGCUGUUCAAUUGGUAUCAAUUAAAGCAGAACAUUAUUUUGAAGCUUCCAAGUGAGGAAAGCAGGAGGUAUUUUUCAAGAGAUUUCUUUAGAGUACUGAGGCUAGAAGAGCUCAGACACCGGGUUUUUUAAAUGCUAAGAUUUCUUAAAGGGAACUUUUUAUGCAAAAUGAAGUUUGGAAUGAGGAUGCCCUGCUGGCGAGUCGGUGCAGUCUCCCAGGACCGAGCCGAGGCUGUCCAGGCUUUGCAUUCUCAGUGUGUAGGAUCCUCUCCUUCUAUUUUUUCAUUAGAGACCUACGUGCCUGCUAAAGCUUUAGCAAACAGGCACUGCACCGACUGAAAUGUGUCCUGUAGCUGAGCACUGAUGUGUGUAAUGCUUGUGUGAGAGCCACUGGUUUGAGGCUGCUCUGUCCCACCCCUUCCUCUCCCUGCCCCCUUUCAUUUGGUCACUUUCUUUGGUUUCUGAUUCUCCAGAGUGUGAAAGGAAACUUGUCAGGUUGUUGUUUGGUUGGGUUUUUUUUCCUCCAAUCCGCUGCAUAGUUUUAUACAUGGACCUCAUUUUACAGGAGCUGACUUCUCUGCAAUACUGUCUACAAAAGAAAAAAAAAGAAAAAAAGCUACAGAAAGAGCUAUGAAAAUUUGUAAAUGCAUAAAUAUAGGUAUUUAAAUAAAUGAUGCAAAAUA
This is a messenger RNA of Pyrgilauda ruficollis (rufous-necked snowfinch), 9332 nucleotides long. It is a transcript of the gene ITPR1, whose product is annotated as inositol 1,4,5-trisphosphate receptor type 1. The record is from RefSeq and is a predicted model, not a curated record. Gene Ontology annotation, molecular function: inositol 1,4,5 trisphosphate binding; inositol 1,4,5-trisphosphate-gated calcium channel activity. Lineage: Eukaryota; Metazoa; Chordata; Aves; Passeriformes; Passeridae. Gene Ontology annotation, cellular component: endoplasmic reticulum; membrane. Gene Ontology annotation, biological process: calcium ion transmembrane transport. Bases 129 to 8057 code for a protein of 2642 amino acids. The transcript has 58 exons.